AAUCGUUAUGCAAGGCAAGUUUUUCCACUGUACCUCGGUACAAGUGACAAUAAUAAACCAAUACCAAUACUAGUAAAACUAAACAUUUUAAACAGAUGGAAAAUCGUACUGGUUAUCAAGCUGGGAGUGUGGCAGUUUGAUUUUAUUAUUUUGGGAGUAUUUCAUUGCCCUGAUUGAGAGGGCAACAUUCAGCAAUAAAUUUCACCCAUAGAAAAUCCUCACCCACCCACUCAGCAGUCCCGGUGUGCCUUUAAACCCCGGCGGAGCCCAGAUCGCCACCGGUGCAGAGGCCUGGCGAAUCGGCUUCAUGUGGGAGCAGGCUCUGUGAAAGAUGGCGAGCAAAACCACCGGUCCAGCACCAUAUACCUUCUCCUAUACGUUCCAUACACCCUCUCUUGCUGCUGGUUCAGCACUUUCCGACCCCAAACAGAGGUAAAUACCAACAGAAACACACAGAGCGCUGGAGGGACUCAGCGGGUCAGGCAGCAUCUACGGAAGGAAAAGGACAGUCGACAUUUCGGGUCGAGACCCUUCAUCUGGACCGUGACCGUGGGCGGCAGACGUUCAACCCUUUGCAAUAGCUGCAAAUCGCUUUGCAUGUUCUGAGGCUGUAAAAGUUCCUUUGGAAAUGCAAACCUCCCAGUUUAUUGACUCAAUUCUCAGCGUUGGCACCAGAUGGAGCUACACAUAAACCUUGAUAUUGGUACGAUUGUAAAGACCAGUAUUGCAACUGAACAGCAAUUCCAGAGCUCGGUCGGCCGCACCGAUUAAAAACUACAUGCAUGGAGAGAGCUUUAAAGGAACUCGUUGAAAAAAGAUCUACACAACACUUCCUAUUUCCUCCAAAUGGACCAUCCCACUGACCUGGAAGUGGAUGCGGAGCGAGAAGGUUUCUGACGGAGCUUGCGGAUUGAGCAUGGCUGAAGGGCGAGACAAAGGGGAUGAAACAGAUGAUAUGCCUGAACUCUUAGACAUUGAUGAUGAUAUGUGGUGUGACUGGGAUGAAGAUCACAGCGAAUGCGAGUUGCAAGUACGCUGUCUGUUUUGCGAAAGGUUAUUCCAUUCUGCUCAAGAUACCUUUUCUCACUGUACAUCAGAGCAUCAGUUUAAUAUUAAUCAAAUGGUCUACAAGCAUGGUCUUGAUUGUUAUAGGUACAUCAAGCUUGUCAAUUUUAUUAGAAUUACAAAUCCUUCUGCUGAAUUUUUUAAGUCAAUUCAUGGUGAAGCCCCCUGGGAUAAAGAAGAAUAUAUGAAACCAUUCUUCAUUGAUGACGCUUUACUCCAGUUUGAUGUGGAUGAGAUCUGGGAGCAUGUGGAGAAGCCAUGUUCAUCUGACCAAGGUAAUGAUGAAAGCCAGGUCCAAGCUGCCCACUUCCAGCGCUUGGAAGAAGCAGAGAGGAGGGCUGAGAAAGCUGAAGCAGCUGUUGAAAGGAUCAUGGAAGACUUCCAAAAAAUGAGACAAUAUGUGCAGGAUUUCGUGAUAAAUGCAGAUGCCAGAACUGGUACAUCAAACACAAAUGCAAUAGCAGACCUGCGGGAGGAGGAGGAAAGUAUCUACUUCAGUUCUUAUGGGCAUUAUGGCAUACAUGAAGAGAUGCUGAAGGACAAAGUGCGGACAGAAAGCUACAGGGAUUUCAUGUACUCCAACCCACAUAUUUUCAAGGACAAGGUAAUCUUGGAUGUUGGAUGUGGGACUGGAAUCCUGUCCAUGUUUGCAGCCAGAGCUGGGGCCAAGCACGUGAUUGGAGUUGACCAGUCUGAGAUCAUUUGCCAGGCCAUGGAUAUUGUAAGGGAAAAUGAACUGGAUGGUGUUGUAACACUGAUCAAAGGAAGGAUUGAAGAUGUGGAACUUCCAGUUGAUAAGGUGGACGUUAUUGUUUCUGAGUGGAUGGGUUAUUUUUUGCUGUUCGAAUCCAUGCUGGACUCGGUCAUAUAUGCACGGGACAAGUACCUGAUGGAAGGCGGUGCAGUGUACCCAGAUAUCUGCACCAUUAGCCUAGUAGCAGUGGGAGACAGGAAGAAACACGAUGAGCAUGUGGCUUUCUGGGAUGACGUGUACGGCUUUAAGAUGUCCUGCAUGAAGAAAGUGGUUAUCCCAGAAGCUAUGGUCGAAAUGUUGAAUCCUGACAUCCUCAUUUCAGAGUGCUGUGUUAUCAAGAUGAUAGACUGCAAUACUGUAGGAAUCUCAGAUUUGGAUUUCACCUCUGAAUUCUCGCUGGAGAUAACCAAGGAUCACGAGUGUGUGGCAAUUUCUGGUCACUUUGAUAUUUCAUUUGAGAAGAAUUGCAGCAGCAAGGUCUCGUUCUCCACUGGUCCAAGAAGCACCAAAACUCACUGGAAACAAACCGUCUUUCUUCUAGAGCAUCCAAUCUCAGUAAAAAAAGGUGAUGUCUUACAUGGAAAGAUCACCUGCUGCAAGAAUAGAAAGGAUCCUCGAUCAUUAAUUAUAACAAUAUUUAUUAACAACACAAAGCAAACAUACAGUCUUCAGUGAAGUUCUGUUGUCUGCCUCCACAAGGUCUGCUUCCACCUGUUCAUUUUGUUACGACAGAUUUUGCACUCAACAUGUGUGAUAAUUGAACAUCCAUUUUUCAUAUCCAAAUGAAGUAUAAUCUAAAAGAUUCUAUGAUUUUCAAUUUACUUUUCAUGAAUAAAGCAAAUGAAUAA
This is a messenger RNA of Pristis pectinata (smalltooth sawfish), 2667 nucleotides long. It is a transcript of the gene prmt3, whose product is annotated as protein arginine methyltransferase 3. The record is from RefSeq and is a predicted model, not a curated record. Gene Ontology annotation, molecular function: protein-arginine N-methyltransferase activity. Gene Ontology annotation, biological process: peptidyl-arginine methylation. Gene Ontology annotation, cellular component: nucleus. The transcript has 16 exons. Lineage: Eukaryota; Metazoa; Chordata; Chondrichthyes; Rhinopristiformes; Pristidae. The coding region runs from base 875 to 2494 and encodes 539 amino acids.